GGAGAACACUAUGAAAGAAUCGAAAGUAAUAGAUCUUUUCGUUAAUAGUAUUUAUUCAAUUCCUUUUUCAAUGUGAGUUUAAUAUGGUAACUUAUCAACCAAAAGGCUAUUCCUGGGGAACAGGCGUUAAAACACAUAAAAGAUCAUUAUUAUUAUUUUUAAAAGGUUAUAUCAACCAUGACCAUAGUAAUAUAAAAAUAUAUGUAGUAUUAGUAUUGUAUACUACUGUAUACUGAUAUGCUGUAUAAUAUCAAUUAUUAUAAAUCUCGCUUUUAAACUAUAGAAACUUAUUUAUUUGAAUUACAAUUUACCCAAUUUCUUAAAACUUUUUUUAAGUCUGAAAAAAAACAACAAACUAUUAAAUUACUAAUUCCUACUAUUAAAAGCUAAGGACAAGAAAGGUUUAAAAAUUAAUCUUCACUAAUUUACCGCCACCAAAGUUAGUGUGUGAGCCACUGUCAUUAAGUCCAUUUUACUGUAUAUUUGAAUACCCAGCACUAUAUACUAUACUCUAUAAUAAUAUCCAGCACCAUCACUAUCUGAAAUGACUAAAACUAGCUUUACUGUAUGGGUGUUAACAAUUUUUAAAAAGGUUACCAAGGUAUUAUUAAUUAUAAGCCUUAGCAGCCGGUCACCAGGGAUGGAUUAAGAACUUCUCACAUCAGAUGUCAGAUUUCAGAUGCCCUAAGUUAAGCCGAAUCACUUUAACUUUAACGAUUUUGGUGCCUUUCUUCAUAGAAGAAUACUCAAUAUUCAAAAGAGAAAAGAUAUAUUAAAAAAAAAUUUAAAAACUGAACUGCUCUAAAUAAAAUGUUUAAAUAACAUUCUUUCCUACAAAUUGGUUUCUAACAAAUUGUUUUAAGACUAAUUUCCAAUCAUAGGCUCAUGACUCAUGGUCAUAGUCAUAGUCAUAUGAUAUACAAUCAUUAAGUCUUGACAUAGACGACAUAGUUAACACUCACGCAGAUAUUUGAAAAUAAUAAUUUUAUAUUGAAUUGACAAGUUGUCCAUAAAAAUUGUGGAGAUUCAGUAAAUCAUAGUAAAUGUUUCAGUAAAUUUUAUGUUAUUAAGUUUGCACCCCUCCCUACUUAUAGCCAAAACACUCUCUUGUUUGACUUUUUUUAAUGAAAUAAAGCUUUAAGAUACUUGUUGGCACUGAAAGUUGGUGUCCAUUUUUAUUUAAACACUAAACUAUAGUAUAUCCAUAUGUUGUGAUAAUAUAUCUAGGUUUUACCCAUGCUAUAUUAGUUAUAAUUUUAAUAAGUGUAGGGCAGCAAACAUCUAAAUUUAUGUGCAGGAUUAAGAUAAUGUUAUCCAUAGAUUAACAGUUUUAACAAAAAUUAAGACUUCAGAUUCAAUGGUAAUUUAUAAUUUCAUUACUCAUUACAGAAAAUUUGAUCAUGUCUGGUACUGGAUGGAAUCAACACAGUUUUUCUCUUCCAGACACUCAUAUAGCACAUCAUCUUUGUGAUAGGCACACCAAUAUUGAGUCUAGUGAUGAUGAAACUAAUUUCAUGCCAAAUAUGUCAUUGAAUAUUAGAGAUUACUCUAUUCGAGGUGGCAGUACAUUGCUUUGUACAAAAGAAAACCUGCCCAACUCUAUUGGCUAUGUUAACCAGGUUAGAUUUUUAAAUAGUUAAAGAAAUAUUAUUUGUGAGUAAUAAAUUUAAAAUGAAGGAAGGAAGACUAUGAAUAAAUUUAUCUUUUACAAAACUAAAAAUGAGUUCAGUUUUAAAUUAUUUAAAAAUAUAUUUCAUUUUCUAUUUCGGUUCUUCUAUAUUGUAUGUUGUGAAAUUGCAGGAACUUCAAUUAUUGGGAUUGUCCUGUUUGCAAUUUGAUGGAACUAAAUGCACAUCAGACAUUGUGUUUUUCAUUAAUAGUAUACACGAUUUGCUGACGCUCUACCACAAAACUAAAACAAUUAAGGAAGACCUGGAAAACAGGUACAAUUACAUUUAUAGUAUUUUGUAUUUUUCCUGCAGUAUCAAAAAAAUAUUUAUUUCUGCAUCAUGGGCAUUCUAAUAAUUGAUAAUUUGAUUUGUUUAGAGCAUAUUGUUAUUUUAAAAAUAUUCUUUAACUAAGAUAUCCACACAGAAAAAGUAAUAUUAUGUGGUCAAAUUUUCAUUUAUUAGUGUCCUAAAACUGGUCAGUGCAAAGAGAUAAAUACUGAAUUAAAUAAAAAAAACAGUUUUGUGUGAGUAAAGAAAAACUUGAAAGCAUAUUUAUUACUUGAAAUCUAAAACCUUAUAAACUUCUAGUCUCUUCUUUUUUCAAAAAAUAGUUAUUAACCAUAUGUUGGAAUGAUUUGUUUUUAGUUGUUGCUAAUUAAUGUGAGCUCAAUAGUUAUUAAAAUAUUCACUCAGGAACCAUCGGUUGACCUGCGAAGUAGACCAUCACAAGACAACUCACUUGAGGGUCAGUCGUCUUCAGGAACAGACAGAUAAAGAACUUGAUCAAGAAAGAGAAAAGUUUCGACAACUUAAUCAGAAAUACAAACAAGUGUCCAACAAAUGGAAAUCAGAAAAAGAAGAUGUAAGACAUUGUCAGUGUUUUAGUUUUUUUUCAGUGUAGCUUUUAAACUUGUCUUCAUCUUUAGCUCAUCCCUGGUUUUCUUCUUUCCCCACAUAAUUGUAAUAAUGGAAAUUGAAUUUCAAUGACCUGAAGCUGUUGCAUGAGAACAUAAUAUAUUAUCAAGGUUUUUUAAGAUCAAUGUCAAUUUGACAAAGACUAAUUUUGCUAAUAGAUUUAUACAAUUGAAAAUCCUGUCUAAAGGUGAAAAGACUGACAGCAGUGAUCCACUCCAGAGAUCUCCAACAUAAACAUGAACAGAAAAAGAAAGAGCGAGAAGUGCAGAGGUUGAAAGAUCGACUCAAUCAACUUUUGUCAGACAAGGCUCCAGACAGGAAAGUUGGUGAGUUUUGUGUUAACAACGUCUGCAUUCUCGUACUAAACUGAGCUCUAUGCAUCAUAUUAUAUUUAUCGGACUAUUGAAAUAAAAGGAUUAAUAAAUUAUUUUUUCUGAUUUGCAAUAUAAAAUAGAUUGUUUUUCAUGAGCUUUAUAGAUCAUAUUCAUUCCUCUUGAGCUGUUUGGAGAUAAAGACUUAGGAAUUCCACCUCUUCGAUCCGUUUUUUCUGUGGUCAAAUGUCUAUUCUGCAGAUAUUUUCCUAUUCUGCAGCAGGUUUCUUAAGUCUUUUUGUUCCUGGCCAGUGAGCUUUAUGGCAUUCUCCCAAAUAGACCAAGCCGUCUCUUCUAAAAUGUUUGAUGUAAGCCUAUCCUAUAAUGGCUCAUCAUCAACUUUAACCUAAAUAACUAAAGUAAGACAAAUAGUAAAUUUGAUAAUAAAUUUUCUUACUUUGUGAAUCCAUUUGAAAGAUUUAAAUAAAAUAUAUUUACUGUUGCAGGCAUGGAUCUAAGGAAUGUUGUUGGUCGUAAUGAAGGAAGAAGAGCUACUUGGAAAUCUGGUUCUGGAAAGUAUGAAUUUUCUUCUUUCAAUUGACUUUAAGGAACACCUCAGUAAUUUAUGUCUAGACCUCUUUCUUUUGUCUGGCUGUCUAAUACAUUCUCAAUAAGUUAUUUUCAAAAAUUGUUCUGCUUCAUGAAAAAAAAAGAAGAGUAAAAUACACUUCACGAAUUUUCAAUUUAAAAAAUACAAUGUAAAACAUUUAUUCAAACCCAACAACUUCUAAAACAUCUGGAUAUAUUAUUUAAUUCCCUUGUACUUAAAAUUUCUUAAGACAAGAGGAAGAAAUGUAUCAUUUGCUGAUCAACAACUAUGAGGAUAGGCAUAGAGAACUCAUGCAAGAGAAUGGUGAACUAAGAGACUGCCUACUAUCAUUGCAAAGAGAGCUGUCAGCUCUUCUUAAACGCACUGGAGAUAUGUCCACCGCACCAUUUAUCGAAGUAAGUAAUAAAAAAAAUGAAAACAUUUUAUUAUCGUUGUGUGUUUUAGUAUUUUUUAAUAUUUUUUUUAAAUUUUGGUCUGAUGGCCACAAGAAAUAGUAAAUGAUAUUGAUCAGGCUGUUGUUUUUUAAGCUCAUUUCUCAGUUUAAUAACUUUUGUUUAGAGUUGUUUUUUUUCUCCAGCAUAUCAUUUUUUUCAUUGAUUUAAUCAAUAAUAACUUGAGCUAAGGAUUAAUGUUUCGAUAGAGGGAGCUGUGAAAUUGUUCUAAACUUCUUGUGCUGUACUGGGCUGUAAACUCUUGUAUUGUUUCAUGUUGGCCUAGUCUCUAACAUAGGUUAUACCAGUAAGGUAAUAUAAUGGACUAUGAACGGAACUAGAAAUUUUUGUUAUGCAGGUUUUCACCAAAUAAGCUUUAAAUGUGAUGAAACGAUGACCAAUGAAUGGCUGAGAAACCUUUCCAUAUUUUUGUAGUUGUUAUAUAUAUGGCCUAGUAAAGCGUAGGGUUUGGCUUAUUUUUCACUUCAACAUGCUAUUUAUAGCCACCACAACUUGUCUGCUAGUAUGACCUUGAUAUUGAUGUCACCUGAUAAACGUGCUAUGUCACUCCUUCCUUGACCACCCCUUUCUUGGCUGGGAAGAGACUGUUAACAUUUGAAUGAAUUGAAUGCGUUCCAUUUAUUCUAAAGCAAGCCAUUAGGGGAUGUAAUUUCUAGAAUUUCUGUACUAGAAUGUUCUGAGUUGGUUUCUAUUUUUAGGCUGCAUGCUUUCGUAGCAGCGAGACAUAGAUAGACAGAGUGAGACAGAUAGAUUGAGCAAGGGAUAGAUUUUUGCUAUAAUAGACACUCUAAUUUUGCGUGUAAAUUAAUAUUUGUAAAUUGAGUUGUUGAGUGUACUUUUUUUCACUUGCUGUAAGUUGAUACUUUUUUUUCUUUUGUACUCGAAUUUGUAUUUUUAUAGAAAUUUAUUUGUAUAAUUAUAUUAAAUAUUGUUAGCAUCACGAGCUUUGCUAUUGUUUUCUUUAUAUUUGCCUUUUCUCAAUUCUUUGUUUCGUAUGGUUUAUUAUAAGGGCCAAAAUAUUAACAGAUUUAAUCUUCAAAACCAUAAUGGUUGGUAUCAGUAGUACUGUAAUGCCUUGAACUGUACUGUAAUAGAGCUGAUGUCUUAAAAUUUUAGUUGCCAUCCGAUGAUGGACAGUCUUUGUCAUCUGAUGAUGAAGACCUUGAGGAACAUUCUGUGAUGUCACGUCUUUCAAUAACAGAUCUUGAUGAAGGUGAGAUUGUUUUUCUGUUUUUUUUUUUUUUUUUUAUUACACACCACACAGAUGAAAUCUUUAGGUUACCUUUAAUGUUUUUAAAACAUUUAAAAAAAAAACAAUAUUUUGUUCAGUUCCUUCUAAGCUGGGCAUGAGUGCACAAAUUGUUUUCAAAAUGAGAGGGAGCUUUGUUCCAGCUAUGAUUACCCCGCAGAUUUACUGCUUUCUGAACAUAUAGGGUAAUAACCUGAUCUAGUCAUUUUUUAAAUAAUUAUUUUAAUGGGACAUUAUUUAUUAUGCACAGAAGUUAGUCUUUGGCAAAACAAUAUAUCUCAUCUGACUGAAUUUAUUCUGUGGCAAAACAAUAUAUCAGGGUAUCUCAUCUGAUAUGCAGCAAAAUUAGAAACAUUGACAUCCUUUUUUUUUUUAAAACUUAAAUAUAAUUGUGUGCACUUGGUUGUAUUAAAAAUGUGAAUGCAAAAAUGAUGAGUUUAUCUUUCUCCUAAUAUCUAGGUUAUUUUCAAAUGCCCUAUGAUAUAAUAAGACAAGAAAUUGAGAGGACUUUUAAAGAAACGUGUAAUCAGAUUAGUGAGAGUAUGAAGAGAUCUUUGAUCAGAAGUGAGUUGGCUCAAGUUAAACUUAACCUUAAAAUUAUGUCAAAUAUCUACAUUAAUUAAAAGACUCAUCAUUAAUUCAAUUAAAAAUUAAGUGUAAUUUUAUAAAGUAAUAUCUCAGUUAUAUUUAAUUUCAUUCUUGGGUCAAAAAAUAAUUUAUCUCUUUUUUUAAAUUUAAUAUUGUUCAUAUUUAAUAAUUAUAGACUCUAUUUUAGGGAAAAGAACAUACUCAUGCUCUUCAAGCCAAACAUUUACAAUUGUUUUCUGCUUCCCACAAGAUAUAACCAAAGGUCAUCCUUCAAUUACUCUGUCCAAGAUGGCAGCCUCUAGCACACCUGACUCUAGUGACAGGAGGAGCUCAACACAGUCUUCAGACUCUUCAGAAGUGGAUAAACUAAAGAAGCAGAUACACAGUUACAAAGCCAUUAUCCAGCAGCAGGAAGAACUCAUACAGGUAACAGGCAUUAAGAGAUUUUAAAUCUUGUCACUGACAGUGUAAUAAUCAAAUUGUGCUUAUUGCUCUUGAGCGCACUCCCUGCCCAUUAGACUGACCUGUUUAUAACUAAGUAGUAAGUUAUUCUUUGUGGGUUAUUGUUAAUUUAUUCUUGUAGUUAUUUUUUAUCCUAACUGAAUAGUGCACGUCCAACAAAACAUUGUUUUAUUUUUUUCUGUCCCUUGUUAUAUAUUAAUCCUUUUAAAAAGUCAACAUCAAUAAGCCAAGUUGCUUCACCUUCAUUUGUUUUUGAUGUUUUAAUCAUCCUAUCUAUAUAUGCAUGCUCCUUCCCAUCAAUGUUCUUGUGUAUAAAUUUCAAUAUUUUUACAAAUCAAGCGAAAACAACUGGGAAUCUUACUCAUUUUAAUUUAAAACCAAAAUUUUUGUUCAAUGAUUUUCAGCAGUCACUACAUUCUCAGACACAGUCUGUUGAAAAUUCCUUCCUUCACGAAUCUCAGCUAUUGAAAGAGAAAGAAAGUCUUUCAGAACAGAAGAAGUUGUUUUUUGAAGAGAAGGCAAACUUUGAAAAAGAAAGAAAAGCAUUCACCGAGGCAGCCAUCAGGCUGGGCAAGGAGGUGAGAAGUUCCAUAAAGCAUUGUGGAAAAACCAACCUUAAUAAUAUUUUGAACAGUUGAAUUGCAAAGAUAUUUGCCUGGCAACAACGUUAGCAGACAUUCUUGAUUAUAAUUAUUCUCAGAUUUGCAUUGAUUUGUUUUGUUUUACUUAUUUAAUUUGACACACACUUUUAUACUAUCUCUUAGAGACAAACUUUACAAGAAGAAAGAGCCAAAAUUCUGAAGCAGCACUUCCUUAACAUCAGCCCAUUUAAGGAAAACAAGAAGUCAAGAGGAGGUAUUUUUCUAUUUAAUUUUAUUAUUACCAUAAAAUAUUUUGAAAAAUAAGAGUAUAAAAAAAGUAAAUUAAGAGUAUUUCUAAAUUUAAAAAUAAAGGAUAAUCUGAAACCUAAAAAGUGCACUGUCUGGUAUGAAGGAAGGGCUAUGUAAAAGUGCACUGUAAGGUAUGAAGGAAAGGCUAUGUAAAAGUGCACUGCCUGGUUUGGAAGGAAAGGCUAUGUAAAAGUGCACUGUCAGGUAUGAAGGAAAAGCUAUGUAAAAAUGCACUGCCUGGUUUGGAAGGAAAGGCUAUGUAAAAGUGCACUGUCAGGUGUGAAAGGAAAUGCUAUGUAAAAGUGCACUGCCAGGUUUGGAAGGAAAGGCUAUGUAAAAGUGCACUGUCAGGUGUGAAAGGAAAUGUUAUGUAAAAAGUGCACUGUGAGGUGUGGAAGGAAAGGCUAUGUAAAAAUUGAAAAACUAAAUACCUGAGGAACUGGGUAUUUAAGUGGGCAUCCAAUACAUCAUAUGGCAAUUCUCAGAUACAAAUCUAUCAAGAGUUUUAAAAAUAAAAAAAAAAUAAUAAAAAUCAUUUCUUUCAAACCCACAUACAUGUUUGUACCACAUGAUGCCCCUAGCUGGCAAUAAGUAGAGAGUAAAUUCAAGCAGCUGAUUUUAAUGUUUUGUUACAAUUCUUAUGCAUUACAAAUUGGAGGUCUUUAAAUUCAGGAAAACUCCCUUAUGCCAAAAAAAAACCAAACAUGUCCACAUCCAUAUAGGUAGUUUUAAAGGGGUCAGUCAAUAUGGAACAUGGAGGAGAUUCUUAUGUUAAUUUUAUUUUAAGCUGGAUAUUAUUUUGAAAAAAAACAAACCCUCAAUUAUAAUUGCAUAAGGAAAACAUUUGAUGACAGAUAAUCUAAGUAAGUAUAUAAAGAAAUGCAAUAAUGAUUGUGCUCAUUUCUUUCAUUCUUGUAAAUUCAUGUUAGAAAUAUUUUCAUUUAAAUUUAAUAUAGUAUUAGAUGCACUUGCAUUUUUGCAAUGCCUGAUAGGAAUAUUUUUAUUUAAAUUAAAGAUAGAAAAAGAUGGGUUUUUAAAAUUCUUUUAAAUGCUUGGUGAAUAGUUUUUAUGACAUUAUAAUAUGUUGCGAUUUUUUAACAUCUGCUUAAUUAAUUUAUUUUUAGAUGUACAUUCCACAAGAUUACUUCCAGCCACACCAGUUUUCUCACCUGCUAAAUCAAGUUGGAUGACCACUGAAGUUUCAGACUUUCCCACUACAGCUGAGUUGUACAAUCUGCUUGGUUUAUCCCCAUCUGUGUAAGCUCUUCUCUUCUCUGUUGUGUCCGCUAUAAAUGACAUGUUUAAAAAUAAAAAGGAAUUUAAAUGUUUAAUACCGGGUACUUAAUUAUCCUCCAAUUUUAUGUUUUUACUUUUAAUUAUUUAAUAUACAUUAAGAUUUACUAAAAAAAUUGGAUUUUUAAAUGUCUUAAAAUGUCAUCUAUUUUGCAUAAUUUUUGGAAAAUUUAAAAAUAAAAUGUAUUUAUCUUUCAGUGUCAAGCCUGACUCCAUACCUAGACCAAAGAUCAGUCAUCAAGACAGCAACAGCAGCACUGGCAGCAUCACCUUCAAGUCACAUGAUCAAAGCUCUGCUUCAUCUUCUAGUAAAGCACCAACAUCUAACAGUUCAUCCACUCAAGGCUAACUAAAUUCUGAUUCUGUUAUGUGAAAGCCCAUGUUAUGCUUUAAAAAAUUUUUUACAGUUAAAAUAUAACAAGUUUAUAAAUAAUGAACAUGCAAAAAUGAUAUAUUAACAUUCCGUAAUUCAAUUCUUGAUUAUCCUAAAUAAAAACAUGUUACUUUAAAUCUAACACAUUUUCUUUUUUUUAGUCUAGUUUUGCUUGGUUAGAUAAAAUGUUUGCUGUUCUCUUGCAAGUAAACUUAAAUCAAAUGCGAUUUUUAAAAAAACAACAAAAAAAACAAGCUUUUGGAUUAAAUCUGUUUAUCCCUUUGAAUCAAAUUUAACAAAGACUGUACUGAAAAAGGAAACGACUGUGCAUAUUUUAACAACCAAACUAGUCUAGUCAUAAACUUUCUCUUAUGUCAAAUACAACUUGUGUUCUCAUGCCUUCUUCUGCAUUCCUUUUUCUUAAAUGCCAAAACUUGCUUUUAUUUUGGCUUAUUACAAGUGCCUAAAGAAGCAAAUCUAAUUCCAUUAUGCUCAAAAUUAUUUCCUUAUCUCAUUACAAUUAUACUUACAAAAGUAGCAGCCAGUAAAUAAAAAAAACAUUUACAUAUCAAAUCUUGUAUAAAACUGCAUAUGUUUAAACAAAUGAAUACAUUGCUUAUUAAUUUUCUAUGCCAUAGCUGAGACAAGUUUCUUUCAUUUAUCUCCGUCCAUCAAUAAGUUUUAAUUUUUGUAUUCUUUUAAGUUUAUGUUUAAGGUGCUUUCAAUAUGCAAAUAGUAAAAUUUGUUCUACAUAUAAGAUAAUUUUGAUGUGGAUAAUAAAAUAUUUUAUGAUCUUGAUUAUUUCUUAAUUUUUUUAAGGAAGGAAGAGUAAAACUGUAUCUUAGAUAAGAGCUCAAGAGUGAUGCUAUUUUAUCAACCAGAGCUCAAUGAAUGGAAAAUUCACACUUGCAUUGAUAUCCACUCUUUGGUAUUAAUUCAAUUUAUGCAAUGAAAAUCAUUUAAUUUAUAGUUUCUUACAUUAGAGAUUGAUGAUGUUAUCCUGGUAAACUUUUACUUUAGUG
This is a messenger RNA of Lymnaea stagnalis (great pond snail), 9835 nucleotides long. The record is from the annotation of a GenBank genome assembly. Lineage: Eukaryota; Metazoa; Mollusca; Gastropoda; Lymnaeidae.